Molecule: messenger RNA, 2205 nt
Organism: Fonsecaea nubica
Lineage: Eukaryota; Fungi; Ascomycota; Eurotiomycetes; Chaetothyriales; Herpotrichiellaceae
Exons: 1
Coding region: 1-2205 (734 amino acids)
Biological process (GO): regulation of DNA-templated transcription; DNA-templated transcription
Molecular function (GO): DNA-binding transcription factor activity, RNA polymerase II-specific; zinc ion binding; DNA binding
Source: RefSeq, a predicted model, not a curated record
AUGCGCCCUGGCAGCUCGGAACAAGCGCCCUCAAACCGUACACGUGCGGUCAAAGCAUGCAAACGUUGCAAUCAGAAACGAAUCAAGUGUGACGCCUUUGAGUGCGGAACUCCUUGCUCCAAAUGUCGACAGAGUAACAGCGAGGAAUGCGUCCUGAUACAGUCCAGGCGAGGCACGCAUCCUCGCAAAAGGUCCAAGCCAAAUCCCCCUGCAUCAGAGGUCACAGCAGCCUCUGUUGGGGUUGAUGCUGACAGGAGCGCCGACGCCACCGCCACGCCCGCAGUAUCAGAAGCGACAGCACAUCCUCCCCUUAGCGACCCGAAUCCUGCGGACGGGUCGCCGCUCCUCCAACAAGCAGGUCAAAGCGUCCGUGUCGACAGUCAAGCUCCCGCCACUGUCCCAAAUGGUUUCCCAGUGUCGGCUUCCACUAGUUCCAGCACAGACCUGGCCUCUCCAGAAGCAGCAUUCUCGGAGACCAGCGCGAAGUCUUAUCGCGAAAUAUCUUGGGCCGCUAUGUUCGACCAUUUUCUGGACGGACGACGACGGGACCAAAAGGACACGAUAGACAAAUGUUCGAUCACCUACCUGGGAGAAUCCUUCCCAUUGGCCAUGGUGCUCGAGGAAUUCAAAGAAGGGGGACGACCGCGCCUCCAUCAUGCUGGGCCACCGCUCACAGACGACGAGGCGAGGGCUGAACCUACGAGUGAAAAUCACCCCUCACAUAUGCUCCCAGAGGAUAUCGCCUUUCUUCAAGCCAAAGAUGCCUUUGUCGCUCCUUCUCAGGAACUUCUCGAUGCUUUGAUCGCAAAUUUUCUCGACCGAGUAUGGCCUAUCUAUCCCGUAGUCAAUCGGCAAGAGUUUCUUCAACAGUAUAAAGCCAAGAAGGUUCCGUGGAUUCUAUUGCAUGCGCUGUGUUUCAUCUCGGCAACUUUUUGUCCCCUCGCCAUCUUGCAUCGUGCUGGGUUUACGGGACGAAAGCAAGCCAGAGUCUCGUAUUAUCGAAAGGCCAAAGCGUUGUUUGACACCGGCUACGAAUCCAAUAAGAUCACUAUUCUACAGAGCGUCAUUGUCCUGACGUGCUGGGGUGGAGGACCCAACAAUUACUGGAACUUUUAUAGUUGGAUCUCUACCGGGGUCACGAUUGCAGAAGCCCUAGGUAUUCACCGAUCCACUGCGGGAGCGAACAUGCAUCCUCAUGACCGGAGUCUCCUGAAAAGACUCUGGUGGAUUCUGGUCAUUCGAGAUGCUUCAUGUGGCACUCUUGUCGGCCGGCCCUUCCGCAUCAACACCAAUCACGCCGACACCGAGAUGCUGACGGUCGAAGACUUCGAGUAUGACAUUCAAAGCCCGGAUUUUGUCAACCAUCCUCUCCGCGACGUCUGCGGUCUGUAUCAGAUUCAUAUGUCCAAGCUAUCUCUCAUCUUGAGAGAGAUCAUCUCGACGAGAUUCGAUCCUAAUCGCGCCCAGGCUCGAAUGGCCAAUCUCCACGACACCUUACAAGAAUGGCAUAAUGCGCUGCCGCCCACUUUACGCUGCUCGGAGAAUGACAAGGCUUCGAAUCCGUUUGCUACUUGUCUCGCCAUACUCUACGACCACCACUUGAUCCUGAGUCACCUGGGCCGGCCCGCAACAGGAGCGACGUCCACGACCACCGACAACGGAUCCCUAGGCGGAGGUUUCCCCUCGCGCCCAAUUACCGAGGUGGCCGCCCAGCGCAUCUCGUCCCUGGCUUGCACGUUUACACGUAAAAAUGAAUCUCUUGUCAUGCCGCACGAGGUCUUCCAAGGUCUCUUUGUCGCGCAAGCCGUCUUUUACGCCCAAAUGAAGAGCCCGCAACCUCUGGUGUCUCAACUCGGGUUUCAGGCUCUGAAUAGCUGUCAGAUGGUCUGGCACGACAUUUACGAAGCGUGGGACCCUGCGCCCUGGAUCUCCAAGCUAUUUGACAACUUGAUCGGAAAUAGAAAUCAAGAUAUAGAGUCGAACGAAGGUGAUCGACAGAAUAGUAACGUGUCUGGAAAUGGGGCCCCUUCCAUAGGAAACGGCAUGGACCUGGACGGAAUCAAUGGUUAUGUUAGCUGGCAGAACCACCCGACUCUGGGUUUCUUCGACAUGUCGCAGGGUGAGGAGACGUUUCCGUCGUCGACAGACUAUGCCAUGUUCCCCAAUUACUUUGGGACCACAGAGCCAAUAUCCUUUCUAUCUUGA